GGUCCAUCAACUUAUCAUUAUCCGAUAUCCAAAUAACGGCGAAGUACCUUUAUCGUCACCUCGAACUUCAAUGACUCUAGAACGGUGACGAAAGGGCCAACAUGUCAGACGCCUCAUGUCCUCCUUUUGCAGCAGUUCCUCGACGAGCGGAACCUUCGUCUCGAAGCUAGCCUCCCGCCAGGUACUCUCUUUCCUAUAUCCAUUCGAGUUCACUCGGGGUCUACAUUCUGGCCCCCGGAGGGACACUUGCCGUCGAAUACCUCUACAAAUGAUCUCAAGCACAACGGGGCUGGAGGCUUGGUUUUUCAGCUCCCUUGCAAAUGCGAGCCAUUGUCGCAAGCAUAGCACAAGAAUACCUCAACAUCGCAAGUUUUUUGCACCACAAAAACGAAAUGUCUCUGCAGACGGGCGGCUGGCGUACAGCGCCUAUAUUCAGCGGCAUCAGCAUACAAAGACGGCCUUGGAAGUAGCUGAGGAGGCCCGCAUUCACCCCAAUACCACACGAGAAGAACUUAUGGCACUGGUGGACCAGUACGACGGACCGUCAUUUACGGAUCAACUUCCGUUGCUUGAGCUUCCAAACCUUCAUCAACCAGGAGACGGUCCGCACCUCACCGUUUCCGAUAAGGAAGAGGACGAAUGGCCCCCUCCACAUCAGGCUUGGCCUGCCGACCCUGAAACGAAGACCAAGCUUGCACUACUAGAUCACGCACUUCGAGACUUUUCAAAAGAACCAGAGGACAUAUACAAGUUAUAUAGGGAGUUACCUGCGCCGCGAGCUCCCUAUCUCGAGUCCAAGGCCCGACAUAAACUUCUCCGGCAUCUAGCAGUAGUGGAACGUAAAGAUGAACAGUCCAUGCUGAGAUAUUUUUCGGUAAUCGACGAUAUGAGAAGUACCGCUAUUCCUUUGACAACGUCUGAGUGGACCAGCGCCAUUUCGUUUGCCGCUCGAUAUGUCAACAGGUCUACUGAAGUCGAGGUUGAGGCGGCCCUGCAAAUGUGGAGAGAGAUGGAGCACGUCGCUGGAGUUAAGGGAAACGAUGCCACAUUCAAUGUUUUAUUUGACGUGGCGUGCAAGGCCGGAAAGUUCACACUCGCCGAAAUGAUAUACAAUGAGAUGGAAGCUCGUGGCUUCAAGUACAAUCGAUUUCACCACGUGAGCCAAAUACACUUCUAUGGUCUCAAAGGAAAUGGUGAUGGCGCACGAGCAGCCUACAAGGCUCUUGUCGAAGCUGGUGAGAUUGUUGAUACAGUCGUACUGAACGCCAUGAUAUCUGCUCUCAUUCAGUCCCAUGAAGCAAAUGCGGCGGAGAAUGUCUACGAACGCAUGAAAAGAGCCCAUCUGGCGAAUAAAGACUCUCGGCUCCCUCCGAGAGACUACAAAUCUCGAAGGGAAAUCAAUCUUACGCUAUUAAAAUUGGCCAAAACCGCCAAGAAAAAUCCAACGAAGCUACAGGAAUUCCGGCAGAAAUCAAUCAUCGCGCCGGAUCUUCAUACGUAUCGAAUAUUAGUUAAUUAUUUCGCGGUCAGGUCCGGCGAGCUGGACAAAGUGGCCAAAUAUCUUGAUGAGAUGAAGUGGUUUCAAAUACCUCUUCAUGGAGCUCUCUUUUUGUCCCUUCUGAAAGGAUUUGCUCUUCAUGGCGGGAUUCGCUACACUCAUUGGACCGAGGAUAGGCUGGAGAGCGUAUGGAAGGCUUUCAUUCAAGCCAUAGAUGGUGGGGAAGAAGAUUUGUAUAUCUCAAAAUGGAUUGCUUUGUGGGCACUCAGGGCCUUUUUGAAGUGCUCGGGAAAAUCGAGAACAGUUGAUGUGUGGGAGGAGAUGCGGCAGAGAUGGACGCCAUCUGAAGCGGAUAUGGAUUUUAUCAUGAAAACUCUACGUCCAUUACUUGACGGUGAGGAUAUGGCAGAGAAACGUUACGACUGGCUACUAGGGUCAUUGUAGAAUAGAAGUGAUGGGGAU
Messenger RNA from Amorphotheca resinae ATCC 22711, 1960 nucleotides. RefSeq lists its product as hypothetical. The transcript has a single exon. Bases 269 to 1942 code for a protein of 557 amino acids. Gene Ontology annotation, molecular function: protein binding. NCBI's taxonomy places the organism in Eukaryota, Fungi, Ascomycota, Leotiomycetes, Helotiales, Amorphothecaceae. The record is from RefSeq and is a predicted model, not a curated record.